This is a messenger RNA of Gastrolobium bilobum, 889 nucleotides long. RefSeq names its product germin-like protein subfamily 2 member 4. Gene Ontology annotation, biological process: regulation of root development; plasmodesmata-mediated intercellular transport. Bases 22 to 693 code for a protein of 223 amino acids. NCBI's taxonomy places the organism in Eukaryota, Viridiplantae, Streptophyta, Magnoliopsida, Fabales, Fabaceae. Gene Ontology annotation, cellular component: cell wall; plasmodesma. Gene Ontology annotation, molecular function: manganese ion binding. The record is from RefSeq and is a predicted model, not a curated record. The transcript is spliced from 2 exons.
GAUACAGCUAUCUUCCAAACCAUGUCCCCAACAAACAUUUUGGCAAUUUUAGUCAUCUUCUGCUGUUCCAUCUCCUUUGCCUUCGCCUCUGAUCCUGACACACUUCAAGACCUUUGUGUAGCUCUGCCAUCUUCAGGUAGUGCAGGUGUGAAGGUGAAUGGGUUUGCAUGCAAAGCCGAGUCAAAUGUGACAGCAGCUGAUUUCUUCUUUAAUGGUCUAGCCAAGCCAGGAGUUAUCAACAACACAGUGGGAUCUCUGGUUACUGCAGCCAAUGUUGAAAAAAUUGCAGGGCUUAACACAUUGGGGGUAUCUUUCUCAAGGAUAGACUUCAAAGCUGGUGGACUCAACCCACCUCACACACACCCUCGUUCCACAGAGAUUGUGUUUGUUUUGGAAGGUCAAUUAGACGUGGGUUUUAUCACCACAGCCAACAAGUUCAUCUCCAAGUCCAUAAAGAAAGGUGAUAUCUUUGUGUUUCCAAAAGGUUUGGUGCAUUUUCAGAAGAACAAUGGGGAUGAGCCUUCUUCUGUGAUUUCUGCCUUCAAUAGUCAACUCCCUGGGACCUUGUCUAUUGCUGCAGCUCUGUUUACCUCAACACCAACUGUGCCUGAUAAUGUUCUUGCCCAGGCCUUCCAGAUUGAUACUAAAGAGGUUGACAAAAUCAAGACCAAGCUUGCUCCUAAGAAGGGUUAAUUAAGUUUAGCUAAAUAAUGAUAUUCCAGAGAGGAAGACUUGGUCUUAUAAACCUGCUUUCCCCCUAUUAUUCCCAAUAAUUCUUGAAGGGUUAUGAUCAUUUUAUCACUUAACGUGGUGUAUUUUACUCAUUGAUUUGGUACCUACGUGUUAAGUAUAAGGCAAGUGCUAUAAAGGAAGAAGCUGUCAAUUUUUA